AUGCAGUCGUCCAACGACGAAGACAGAAAACUUGUGGAAUCGAUGUAUUCUACAAUUGUCGAGCACCUUCAGAAACGCGGACACACUUCAACGAAUACCGAAAAGCUCACUGAAUAUAUUGAGAGAAUGCAUUAUCUCAUGAAACAAUAUGCUUUGGAGCGCUUUGAAAGGAAAAGUCCGUCUCUUCUCGUGGAAGACAUUCUGGGAAAGAAAAAUGAGGCGGCCUCUUCUUCACCAUCAUUGCCCGAAAAUCUGUCGUGUGACGUCUCGACCUGCUCGACAACUUCACCGGACAAGUUCCCAUCGCUCAAAUCAGAAGGCGUCAAUUCUCCACCAGAGGUCCAGUCUAGCAAGGCAAACGUUGGCACUGAGAGUUCUCGCAGAAAGACAAAACGCAGUCUUGAAGACACCGUUCAGAAGCUUUCCGACAAGAAGAUCAGGGAGGAAAAAGAAGGAGUUACUGACAAGAUCCCAAGUCCGGCGCGACCAUCGCCGCCAAUGUCAGCGGCUUAUUCAUCGGGAUCAUCUCAGCCAUCGCCGUUGUUGUCAUACCAAUUCCCAUUGGUCAACCCAGCAACAGUGAUGUCUUACUGGAUGAAUAACAACGCCAUGAAUGGAAUUCAAAAUCCAAUCUACAUGGCACUUCUCCAGCAAAACACACUUAGCCACUUCUUCCAAGGGGUCGACCACAAUCAAAGUCAGUCGGAUGCGAGCAACUCACCAACACGCGAAGAAAACAUCGACGUUGAAAGCGAUGAUACUGAAACUCCGCCAUCCCCAUCUGAACAAACUGACAUGGAAGAAUUCCAAGUUGAAAACAAGUCUCAAUCUAAAGGCACUUCAUCUUCCAAAAACAGCUCAGGAAAACGAUACGAUUGCACUGAGCCUGAUUGCAACAAAAGCUUCUCGAACAAGUUCUUGCUUAAAAAGCACCAAUUCAUUCACACUGGAUUGAGACCCCACGUCUGCCCAUGGUGCCAUAAGAGAUUCAAUCGCAAAGACAAUUUGUUGCGCCAUAAGAAGACCCACGUUGCUAAUGGGGAUGAGAUCAAGAAGGAUGGAAGAGGACGAAAAGCUGCCAAGCAGCCCACGACACCAGUCUCAAAUAUGAUGUCUCACUCCUUCAUGCUGGAUGCCUUGAAAAUUGACAACUUCAAGCUUCAACUUGAGCUCGCCAGACUCAAUUCAGCGGAAGCCUAA
Caenorhabditis bovis is the source of this 1200-nucleotide messenger RNA. NCBI's taxonomy places the organism in Eukaryota, Metazoa, Nematoda, Chromadorea, Rhabditida, Rhabditidae. The record is from the annotation of a GenBank genome assembly.